UUUCUACAAGAUUCUUCAGCGCGAGUACUUGCCUUGAUUUGAGAACAGAGCAUGGGCAAAAGCUCUCUCUUCACGAGGAAAAUAGAGAAAAGUGAAUCAAAAAGUUUGUAUAAAAUAAAAUAUUUUGAUUGGAUUGUCAGUGUGUUCAUAAGCUAGGGUUUCGUUUGGGUUUUUCAAUUUUGCAAAGAAGAGAAGGAACAUAAGAAAAUGUGGCCUUUUUGGUGGAAAGGAAUAUCUGGGUUCUCUGCUCGUUCCACAGCUGAAGAAGUCACUCAUGGAAUCGAUGGUACUGGUCUCACCGCCAUCGUCACAGGAGCAUCAAGUGGUAUAGGGGAAGAGACUACGCGUGUUCUUGCUCUUCGUGGUGUCCAUGUGGUAAUGGCGGUUAGGAACACAGAUUCUGGUAAUCAAGUCAGAGAAAAGAUACUUAAGGAAACACCUGAAGCUAAGAUUGAUGUAAUGAAGUUAGAUCUUAGCUCAAUGGCUUCAGUCAGGAGCUUUGCAUCAGAAUACAAGUCCUUGGACCUUCCCUUGAAUCUUCUCAUCAAUAAUGCAGGUAUUAUGGCAUGUCCCUUCACGCUUUCAAACGAUAACAUUGAAUUGCAAUUUGCAACCAAUCAUUUGGGUCAUUUUCUGCUGACGAACCUUCUUUUGGAUACGAUGAAGAAAACAGCUAAUGAAAGCAAUAGAGAAGGAAGAGUUGUUAUUGUCUCAUCAGAAGGUCAUCGAUUUACUUACCGGGAAGGGAUUCGGUUUGACAAAAUAAAUGACGAAGCAAGUUACAAUACUUUGCAAGCAUAUGGGCAGUCAAAGCUCUGUAACAUAUUGCAUGCUUCUGAGCUCGCUAAGCAGUUCAAGGAACAAGGUGUGAAUAUCACUGCCAAUUCACUUCAUCCCGGAUCCAUUAUGACCAAUCUUUUGCGCUACCACAGCUUCAUAAAUACGAUUGGUAAUGCGGUGGGAAAGUUUGUGCUGAAGAGUAUUCCACAGGGAGCAGCAACUACAUGUUACGCAGCGCUACAUCCGCAAGCAAAGGGAGUGAGUGGAGAGUACUUGAUGGAUAACAACAUAUCUAACCCUAAUUCUCUCGCUAAAGACAAAGAUUUGGUCAAGAAACUAUGGGAGUUUAGCUUGAGCCUAACUGGUGAAGAAGAAUCAUAGAUGCAUUUGCGAAGUUACAGUCUUACAGAAAAAGCCAUGUGGUUUAAAUGUGUGGCUGUAAAAAGAUAUGUUGGGUCAGUUCUCUUAACAAAAUAUUACACUUUUAUAUAUAUACUAAGUUCUAGUUCUCUUCUUUUUUUUUAUGAAUAAAAAAUUCGAUUUCUAAAGCAUUUGUAAAGUGUUGAUUUUGAUUUUUAUGUAAUGAAAACGAAUGUUCAUGUACGUAAAGGUUAUUAAAGUUUGUUGACUCCUUUGCAGCC
Messenger RNA from Eutrema salsugineum, 1421 nucleotides. Its product is annotated as short-chain dehydrogenase TIC 32, chloroplastic. NCBI's taxonomy places the organism in Eukaryota, Viridiplantae, Streptophyta, Magnoliopsida, Brassicales, Brassicaceae. The transcript is spliced from 8 exons. Bases 208 to 1161 code for a protein of 317 amino acids. The record is from RefSeq and is a predicted model, not a curated record.